Myzus persicae (green peach aphid) is the source of this 534-nucleotide messenger RNA. RefSeq lists its product as uncharacterized. The coding region runs from base 1 to 534 and encodes 177 amino acids. NCBI's taxonomy places the organism in Eukaryota, Metazoa, Arthropoda, Insecta, Hemiptera, Aphididae. The transcript has a single exon. The record is from RefSeq and is a predicted model, not a curated record.
AUGACACCCGAGAAUCCUAAGGUUAGGAUUGAGUCAGAUGCAGGUUGUAGUUCAGAUGGUCUUUCCGGUUCGGAUAAAGUUCAAUCAGAGGUAGCGUCAACAGUUCAGUCGUCGCACUCUGUUCGAUUACCUGAAGUUCCACUUCCUCAGUUUUCGGGUGAUUUAGCAGAUUGGCCAGUCUUCCGAGACCGUUUCGUAGCUAUAGUAGAUAGUCGCUCUAAUAUCUCUAAUAUUGAAAAGUUUUAUUACCUUUUAAGUUGUCUUGAGCUAGAGGCCUCUGAGACGGUAAAAGGGAUAACGGUUUCCAACGAUACGUAUUCACUCGCUUGGGCAGCUCUUGUGGAUCGGUUUGACAAACCACGCAGGUUGGCGUCGUUUCUUUUAGACACAAUAUUAUCAGCUCCGAUAAGCCAGCAAGAAUCCAUAUCGUCCUUGAACAAGUUUUUAAAUACGUUCGAUAAAAGCAUUGGUGUUCUUGAGUCUCUAAAUAUUCCGAACUUUGGUGAUUUCCUAUUAUUCUCGAUAGCGUUUUGA